Molecule: messenger RNA, 2105 nt
Organism: Ochotona princeps (American pika)
Lineage: Eukaryota; Metazoa; Chordata; Mammalia; Lagomorpha; Ochotonidae
Exons: 13
Coding region: 204-1247 (347 amino acids)
Source: RefSeq, a predicted model, not a curated record
CUAAUUGUGUUAUUGGUACAGCCAACAGCUACUUGGCAAGGAGGCCUUCCUGUGGUCACUGGUGUCAGUGACAAAGCUAGAAGUAGUUGCUUCAGAGCUGAGAUCUCAGUACCUAACAUUGAUGGGAUAGUGAUUGGAGAUUGACUUUCUGUGGGGUGUUUCCUAACAUCUCUGGAUCCACCUCUCCUGCCAGCAACAUCAGGAUGGCAAUGCCGCUUAGUCCUUUGUACGAUCCAACCAGUGAAAUGAGCAUGGUAGCCAUCAGCCAGGCAGUACUGUCCCAGCUGCAGAGGAAUCAACAGGAAUUACAAGACCUCAAGGACAUCAUUCUUCAUCUCGCUGUUGGCAUCCGCCAAGGGGAACACAGCUCACGUUGGGAGGAAUGCCAAGCCAUGAUUGAGUCCAAACUGAGGGAGAUGCCAGCAGCUGGAGAGCCACAGUGUGAGAUACCGGCACCUACUGAGUUCAUGGAACUGCUUGCCGCAGGUGCAGAGCACACCCAAGAGUCGGAUCAGGAGUCAGGGGCAGAGACACAGACUUGUCACCUACCCAACCAACGUCCCCAAGACCUCACCCAGUGUGAUCCUGACAUUUUCCAUGGACUAAGAUUCCCAGAGCCUUUGGUGGUGCAGGCCAGGAGGGAAAAUCAACUUGUCUGCAAGAUUAGCACUGUCAAUGACUCCUCCAGAUAUCAGCAGGACAAAGAACCUGACAAGGACUUGGUGGCCUCUGCAGACAGGAUGGAGGCCCACCCCAGCAGCCUGACUAUACAAUACUUGAGCAAGCUUGAAGCCUGCCCAUGCUGGCUUACCCUGGACUGCUGGGUCCUGUUCAUGGUUCCUGAGGAUCUCAUGCUGGGAAUGCCCUGGGCCUAUUCCUGGGUCCCAGACCAGGGGCUCCAAGGGUCCUUCCACUGGCUGGAGGCUGUUGAAGUAAAUGGUGCCUCCAGAAAGCAACUGCAAGUGGCAGACAGCCAGGUAGUGGUGAUGUGCAAGGAUUGGGUGAAGCUGUGUUGUGGCAGGCUGACUGCAGGAUACCCAUGUGAGCCCUGCAUCUGUCUGUGUGCCCCACCCAGUGGUUAUGUGUACUGCUGGGUCUCCUUCGCGGCCAUGGAGAAUAUCACUACAAGAAUGCCAAGGAUCCAAGGCCGGUUCCCAGACCUGAGCCUCGAGGAACCCUUCUACUUGGCUGAUGCCAUCGAGGCCUUGGAAGGGUGGCCUCCCACCCACAGCUGGGCUCUGGUUUAGGGCCAAGAGACUGAAGACGUGCCACCUGCAUAUAGACGUUGGCUACAGGUGGUGUGCAGGGUGCCCAAAUCCCCAGACAUGGAGGGAGAGCUCAGUGGUUUGACAGAGGCAGCAGGCCGGCACAGGCAGGCAGGUCCUCUCGUGUGGGGCCACUGCCCAACCAGGUGUUGGUCCCACUGGAGGGCAGAGAGACCCACAGGUGCUCAGACAAUGUGCUGGACCUGCUCUGUGGUCAUGUUGCUGUGACCUUGGCCCUUGUUUGCAGUAUAUACCUGCAGUGAUCAGCAGGAUGAAAAACCUGACGAGGAUUGGAUGGCCUCUGGAGACAGCGUGCAGAUGGAUGCCUGCAGGCUAAGCUUGGACUCAAAACAACAGCCAGAAGCCUUGUUCUGCCUCACUCCGGCUGUGAUGUACCAUUGGGACCCUACUGAAGCCAAUGUGAAUGUUGCCUUUGGCCUGCCCUGUCCCUGUGACUGGGAAUGGAACCCAGCCAUGCAUUUGAAGAGGCCAUUCCACUGGGCCCAUGCCAUUGAAGCCCACACCUCUGGCACAGAGCUGGGAGAGGAAGAGGAAAUAGACUCCUCCAGGCAGGAGGAGGAGGAAGAGCGGGCAUUAUCCAGGGAGCUGGUUGAGGCCCACCAUGGGUCUCUGCAGCAGCUUUCCAUUGAUGAACCUCGUGUAGCCUGCACUUCCUGGCUCCUAUUGUCCACCAGAAUUUUGUCUAAAAUGCUGUGGAUGGUCUAUCAAGGUACCAGAAAUUCUUUGUGGUAACCAUGUCAGAGACAUAACCUCGUCAUGUCAGAGAUGUAACCUCUCUACUUUCCAUAAUGCCCUAUAAAGAAAUCUAGUUUCAACAAC